Molecule: messenger RNA, 933 nt
Organism: Parnassius apollo (apollo)
Lineage: Eukaryota; Metazoa; Arthropoda; Insecta; Lepidoptera; Papilionidae
Source: the annotation of a GenBank genome assembly
AUGAAUGACGAAGACAUUUCGACACUCUUAUGGCGGUUAGAAAAUGGAGAGGUAUCAGAAGAUGAAAGUGAUCUAGACGAGGAUGCCUUAGACUAUUAUGAUAAUGUCGGUGAGUUGCAAGCAGAUCUUGAAAGAGAGAACCAAAUACUAGAAGAAAUAUUGACCGAAAAUGAUGGGACAGCCCCUGAUCCUCCACUAAUAUUUGAUGAACUAGUAGAAAACCAGCCCCAUUCCAACGCCACUCCUAGUUUACGGGAUUUGAUAUGGAAAAAGAAGAAUUUGGAUUUGGUGGAUCAGGCUUUUACAUUUCUUGGAUGUACAGUUCAAAGAAACAGAUUAGGAAAAACCUGUAAGCUACCAAAAAAGGAAGAUGUACAGAAAACAUCUGUACCAAGGGGUUCGUACGACGAGAAUGUUGCUUCUCUUGAUGGUGUUGAGUUUGCAGCGACUAGCUGGAAGGAUAACAAACAGGUCUUGCUGUUAUCUACGUAUGUAGGUGCAAAUCCUGUGGGUACUAUUAGCCGCUAUGACAAGAAGCAGAAAAAAAACAUAUCAAUACCAUGUCCGAAAGUAAUUGAAGAAUAUAAUGCACAUAUGGGGGGUGUGGACACAAUGGAUAGUUAUUUAGGGCGAUAUAGGAUCCGAAUGAAGUCCAAGAAGUGGACCAAUAGACUAUUCCAACAUAUGCUGGACAUGGCGGUAAUAAACAGCUGGAUUUUAUACAAGAAAGUUUCACUGAAAAAGAAAACAAAUCCAAAAAACAUUUUAAAACUUGUUGAUUUUCGGACGGAGCUAGCUGAAACUUUGUGCAAGUAUGGGGCCGUAUCUGAAAAUAAAAGAGGCAGACCCAGCAUGAAUAGACAGGAAAAUACGUCAAAAAAAGAGACCAAAGAUUGGUGCACAGACAUUACCACCAAACGACGUCCGUACUGA